ACCACCAACGACGAUCUUCUUCUCUUCCUUUCAUCCCCAAUACCUUACAGCAUCUCUAAUACGCGCUCUAUGUCAUCAAACAUAUCAACGCUCGGCUGGCCCGAAUCUCUCAAACGUAUUCUUCAGCCUGCUAUCCAGGGACCAACAACUUCGUUCUCAAGCGGCAAUGCAAACUUGCGAUCAUCCAAACAGCCCCUAGGUGUCCUAUGGAAGGCAGCUCUCACCUCCCAUAUUUUUGAAGACCUGUCUUCUGGGUUAAACUAUGGCCGACGUGUUCUUCGUCUCGAUUACUUUGGUCUACAGUCUGUGGUUUUGUUUGAAUAUCCUGGUAUUGCCGAUGGUGACACUGAGGAUGCGGACGACCCGUUGGAUCUGAGUACCGUGUUUGGCGACCUCGAUAGUCCUCAAGACGAGAGCAUAAGCGUCGAUCAGCUCAUUUUUGAUCUAGUUUCAGCCAAACUUGUCUACGUACCGUCAUACGCAUGCACAUCUUUUGUCACAGGUCAAGUCAUCCACGCAUACCUUUUCUCUCCUGAGUCGUAUCCAAGGCCCACAAAGAACGGUUUUGUCGUUCAUCCUGGAUCUAUGCUCAAAACAUCUGUGGACGUCCCUUUCCUAAGAAACACAACACACCUCGUCGAGGAUACCAUGUUUAUAAGACCACUUCCGUGUCUCGAUUCCGAUGAUGACGAUAAUAGGGUGGCCAAUACCUCGAUUUCUACCACCGCCUCGGAUUCUCCUGGACCUUCUACUCCUUUGAAUCUAUCUUUCCGAUCGAGGCCUGUUCUCUUGGACUAUCUCAACAGCGCACACUCGAUACAUGUCAAUCUGUUCAAGUCGCCUCCAUCCAAAGUGUCUCAAUCAACCACCUAUCAAGCCGGUACACUGUUACUUACACAUGAAAACGACGACCAAUUAACUGAAGUAAGGGUAUCUCUUACCGAGCGUGGGUGUGCUCCCACCGGCAAAGAAAACUAAGGCAUAUGGCUGUUGGAUUGCAAUUUUCCUCAUAACGCUGGCAGUUAUCUCACUGUCUUUACUCACUGGCAGCCUUAUGCGGCUACACAUUUAUGUACCUCAGGCUUGC
This is a messenger RNA of Serpula lacrymans var. lacrymans S7.9, 1087 nucleotides long. RefSeq lists its product as uncharacterized. Lineage: Eukaryota; Fungi; Basidiomycota; Agaricomycetes; Boletales; Serpulaceae. The coding region runs from base 70 to 978 and encodes 302 amino acids. The transcript has 2 exons. The record is from RefSeq and is a predicted model, not a curated record.